This is a messenger RNA of Cloeon dipterum, 682 nucleotides long. RefSeq names its product ATP synthase, subunit D (gene ATPsynD). Bases 90 to 599 code for a protein of 169 amino acids. NCBI's taxonomy places the organism in Eukaryota, Metazoa, Arthropoda, Insecta, Ephemeroptera, Baetidae. The record is from RefSeq and is a predicted model, not a curated record. Gene Ontology annotation, biological process: proton motive force-driven ATP synthesis. Gene Ontology annotation, molecular function: proton-transporting ATP synthase activity, rotational mechanism. The transcript has 3 exons.
GCAUUGCGUGGGACGUCCUUCUUUCGACGGCCAUAUUCGAUUUAGCGAAGAAAAUUGUUCUGUCGGCAUAAGGAAUCUUUUCGGUAAAAAUGGCAUCGAAAAGAAUUGCCCAGUCGGCUGUUAACUGGACCUCUCUGGCCGAGAGGGUUCCGGCGGGACAGAAGGCUAUGCUGACAGCAUUUAAGACCAAGUCCGACAACUACCUUCGAAGGGUGCUUGCUAACCCCGAGAGCCCUCCGAAGAUUGACUGGUCAUUCUACAAGAGCCGCGUCGCCGUCGCCGGAAUGGUGGACAACUUCCAGAAGCAGUACGAGGCGCUUAAGAUUCCCUACCCAGCUGAUAACUACACCAGCCAAGUCGAAGCCCAAGCCCAGAAAGGAAUGGCUGCUGUCCAAGAUUUUGUCAAGGCCUCGAACGGCCGCAUCGCAGCUGCCCAGGCCGAGGUGGCCAAAAUCAACGCAAUGCUGCCGUACAGCGAGAUGACCAUGGAAGAAUUCGCCGAUGCCCAUCCCGAGCUUUCCAUCAGCUCCACCAACCCCACUGCCUGGCCACACACUCCAGAGGACCAGAAGGCGGCCGAGAAUGUUGAGCACCAUUAAACUGAUUGCUAGAAUGAAUGGUUGUACAGAGAAUUUGUUAGUUCCGUUUGACAUGUUGGAAAAUAAAUUUAUGCCAAACUGAA